AUGGUCACACGCUCACAGAACCAUAUUCAUUGUCUUCUUCGUCGAACGGAUGGAACCAUUCCUUAUCCUGUUCCGAAACCUUCUCUCCAUCUCACCACUUCAACGUCUCUCACUAUUCCCGAAGAACCCUCUUCCCUUACUGAAGCACCAAAAUACCCUGAAUGGAGAGCAGCCAUGGCCUCUGAAUUCGAUGCUUUACUUCACAAUCGUACUUGGGAUCUCAUUCCUUACUCAUCCAAUCUCAACAUUCUCGGUUGCAAGUGGGUCCUCAAGACCAAAUGGCUUGCUGAUAGAAUUCUUGAGCACCACAAAGCCCGCUUAGUGGCUAAAGGGUUUCAUCAGCAAGUUGGGAUUGAUUUCACUAAAACCUACAGCCCUAUGGUCAAACUAGUGACCAUUCGGCUUCUACUUUCCAUUGCUGUGUGUUUGUCUUGA
This is a messenger RNA of Carya illinoinensis, 435 nucleotides long. RefSeq lists its product as uncharacterized. Bases 1 to 435 code for a protein of 144 amino acids. The record is from RefSeq and is a predicted model, not a curated record. The transcript has a single exon. Lineage: Eukaryota; Viridiplantae; Streptophyta; Magnoliopsida; Fagales; Juglandaceae.